Messenger RNA from Patiria miniata (bat star), 3073 nucleotides. Its product is annotated as arfaptin-2-like. Gene Ontology annotation, molecular function: phospholipid binding; protein domain specific binding. The transcript has 8 exons. Gene Ontology annotation, biological process: regulation of Arp2/3 complex-mediated actin nucleation; intracellular protein transport. The record is from RefSeq and is a predicted model, not a curated record. NCBI's taxonomy places the organism in Eukaryota, Metazoa, Echinodermata, Asteroidea, Valvatida, Asterinidae. Gene Ontology annotation, cellular component: trans-Golgi network membrane. The coding region runs from base 239 to 1498 and encodes 419 amino acids.
CAGGAUCACAUCAAGUUCCCGGAUAUUGACAACACGAUCACGACCUGCCGUGGGAUGCCGACUGAAGUGCGAGCAUUUUUUGACCAUUUUACGUGAAAGAAUUGAAGGUAUUUCUUCUAUUCCUUUGAGGUGGUGGGUUGUGCAACAUUCUACGAGCUACGCUGUAGAAACGUAGUCCACUUUUUGUUGAAAAAAUUGGUGAUAUCAGCAGGGUGCUGCCUCUACAUCCGUUCAAGCAAUGAGCACAGAGAACGGCACCUACCAGCCAGAGGACGAUCUCGACGACACCUUUGAGCAGGAUCUACGGGACAUGCUGAGAGACGGUCCCUCCUUAUCUGACGCAGCGGCGACCAUACAGAGUGGCACAUCAGCCAACAGGAGCGGCAGCAGCAACAACGGAAGUGGCGGUCAGUUUACCGGUGUAGACCUGUCUAGUCCCCAGAAGUCACCCAUGUCAUCACCACCUCAACCCAGGCUGAUCCAAAACCCCAGCGUGGGCAGCCGACUCGCUCAGCCUGCCAGAGGGGCGGAAGAAAAUGACCAACCACAAUCCACUGAAAAACCGGCCGUCCGCACUGCAGCCCCGUCUUCAGUUCCACCUGUUGCUCAGCCAGUAGCCACUAUGCCUACAGCGCAGACGACAUCUAUUGGCAAACCCAUGACAGGGAUUGGCGGUACGGCUGUGGCUAACACACCAGUCCCCGGCCAGACUACUGACCAGGUGUCCACCUCGGUCAUUGCUAAGGCUAAGUUGGAUAGUUUGAAGAGUUGGAGCAUCUCCACCUACAAGUGUACCCGUCAGCUGGUUCAAGAGAAGCUGGGCAAGGCGUCCAGGACAGUAGACCUGCAGCUGGAGGCACAGAUUGAGGUGUUGAGAGAUACGCAGCGCAAAUACGGCAAUAUCAUGAAGCUAGCAAGGGCAUUGACUAACCACUUCUAUCAGGUUGUCCAGACCCAGCGUUCCCUUGGCGACGCUUUCGGGGAGCUGGCCCAGAAAUCCACAGAGCUGUCGGAGGAGUUUAGCUACAAUGCCGAGACACAGAAGUCCCUGUGUACGAACGGCGAGACGCUACUGGGCGCGCUCACGUUCUUCACAUCCAGCGUCAGUACACUGUGCAACAAGACUAUGGAGGAUACACUGCUCACCGUGAAGCAGUAUGAAUCAGCUAGGAUAGAAUAUGAUGCUUACCGUGCCGACCUAGAGAGUUUACAGUUAGCACCUAAGGAUGCCACAACUCAAGCCAGACUACAUGAUGCCCGGGUCAAGUAUGAAGGCCAGAAGGAGAGAUUUGACAAGCUGAGGCAGGACGUGGCUGUCAAACUCCGAUUCUUGGAAGAGAACAAGGUGAAGGUGAUGCACAAGCAGCUGCUACUCUUCCAUAACGCCAUCUCAGCCUACUUCUCUGGCAACCAACAAGCCCUGGAUGCCACCCUCAAACAGUUCAACAUACGCCCCAAGGCUGGCAAUGAAGUCAAGCCGUCCUUCUUGGAACAGUGAGUCACGUCAGACAAAGUCUGACACCAUAGGACUCUUGGGAUAUAACAAUUUAUUUAAAAAAGUAAAUAGAUAAAUAAAAGCAAAUUAGCAGAUCAAUCAUAUUAAUUAUAGCAUUUGCUUUAUUUUUAAGUUAUAAUUUACUUUAAAAGUCAGAGUAGUCUGGUCAAAGUGACUUGGUUUUACAGUAUUCUGGUUUGAGUUUUACUGAUAGUCACGAACAAAACUGAAUCCCUUAAAAAAGCCUUUUUUUUUCGGAAUUUGAAAGCAUUCUUUUAAUACAUGUACAUGGAGUAUUCUGAUUAUUUACCAUGGUGUUGCACCCUGCAAAACACAUGGUCAGUGAUGAAGUUUCAAUGCAGUGAAAUGGACAGGCAGUCUUAAAGAGAAGAAUUGCAUGUUUGGAUUCAAACGUACCAGUUUAACAAAGAAGGCUGUACGAAAGACGUGUGAACAUUGAUUGGCGCACAUUGAUAUUUCAUUGUUCUUGAUUUUUUUUAAUACUCAUAUUGAGGACUUGUUAAAAUUUCAUGAUCUUAGUGUAAAAUUUGCUCGUUGGCCAGACCUAUAAAGACCCCCUCCCAUGGAGGGUAUUGAAGAAUUCAAAAGCCGAUAAGUAAAGACUCCAAAUGUUUGAUGAUAGUUUGAUGAUAUUGCACAACCUUGAACCGACCCCCCCAGUUCUAAUCAUUUUGUGUGCUCCAUUAAGCCAAAGAAAACUGGUCAAAUACAAAAUAUAUCAAACAUAAAGUGUUUUAUAUUCAACAAGCUUCAAUGUUCUUUUGAGGUGGAAUGUCCUUUUUACACUGCGAAAUUGUAUUGUUAUUGACCACAAGUAUGAGACGAUGGUUGGUAUUCUUAGUUAUCUGUACAUCCGACGUGUAGUCUCCAAAGUUUGACUUUCUGGGUUAAGGGACGUAGUACUUAUCUGUGUAAUGGUUUGCUCUUAAUCUACUUGUAUAUUGCUCAACACACAUUUUCAUAAUUGUGGUGUAUGGCGCUGAGAAUUGAUUUACUUUUGUGGCCUGAAAUGUUGAAAACAUUGAACACUGCCCUGUCGUCUUUGUUGAGGCAGAAAAAGACUGUAGAGCCCUCACCUCAUCUUAGUCCUACAUGUAAAAUACUCCACAGUACCUUCAAGAUUUGUUUUACAUCUGGGCAAUUCCCCGGUUACUCACGUUACAUUUUUGUACCGUGAGUAACCAAUUUUGUGCGUCUUGUUUAUCAUACAAAACACAUUUUUUGGAUGUCAUCUUUGGUGCUUAGGUAGGUCUAGGUCUACUCUAUCUACCAUGGGGAUAACAGUUAUUAAACCUUUUCAGUAAGGUAAUUACAGCCCAAGGAAACUCAAAAGUACAUCAAAAUGUAACGUGAGUAAGCGUGGAAUUGCCCAUCUGGUCUGAAGUCCGAGAAUCUACAUUUCCUUUUACACACAUUCCAAAACAGAUCUGAUUCUGAAAUCUGAUUCUGACAGGAAAGAUUUUGAUAAGAGUUUGACUUGGGUAAAUUAAAAUACCGAUUGACUUCAUGAACAAUUUCCUCCAUCUUGUGCAUGAACAGGAGAGUGAUGCCAAAUAC